UAGAGUUCAUUGUGAAUUGAUUUCUUUGAAUUUGAGCCAAUUUUGUGUGGCAGCGUACAUAGGAGCGACGUAAUCGAGGUGGGCAAUUGAAUAAAUGUUAUAUUUGACUGGGUUAUUUAAAUAACUUUCAAUUCAAUACGAGCAGUAAAUACUUGGUCAUUUCAAUUCAUUGGGUGGUUGGUUAGUGAAUGUGAGCUUGAUGAAUGGCUUUUGUUAAAACUGUAUGAUUCAUAACUUCAUUUAUUCUUUUUGGAGUUUUUGUAAUAUCUGGUUUUUAAAGAUUAAGUUUUCUUGGUGGAGCCAUGUAUGAGUGAUUUGAUUCAAGAACUAGUUUGGAAUCGGAUGGCCUUCAAAUGAAGAAUAGUAAUUUGAUAUUGUUUCAUAGUGGUUCAUGAGCUGCACAGGAAAGCAAAUAUUUAAAUGGACUGGAUUGGGUUGGCAUGUAGACUUUUGAGGUCUCACCGCCCUCCCUCCAUCUUUCACUCUAUAGAUAUAUAGCUAAGUUCUUCCUUCCCCUCCGUGUGUAGAUCUUGUAAUUGUCUAGUGCCGAAGGCAUGUAUAAGAACCAGUUGCAAGAAUUAGCUCAGAGAAGCUGCUUCAACUUGCCGUCUUAUGUCUGUAUACGGGAAGGACCAGACCAUGCCCCUCGUUUCAAAGCAACAGUCAACUUCAAUGGGGAAUCAUUUGAGAGCCCGACCUUUUGCAGUACCCUCAGACAAGCAGAGCAUGCAGCGGCCAAGGUUGCUCUUAAUAUGCUCUCCAAAAAAGGCCCUUCUAAGGCACUGGCUGCAAGAGUUUUGGAUGAAACUGGAGUUUACAAGAAUCUGCUUCAAGAGACUGCUCACAAAGCUGGAUUGAAAAAUCCAGUUUAUACUACAGUUCGAUAUGGGCCAAGCCAUGUUCCUGUUUUUUCUUGUACCGUAGAACUUGCUGGAAUAAGUUUUACAGGAGAACAAGCUAAAACCAAGAAGCAAGCUCAGAAAAAUGCAGCAAUGACUGCAUGGUCUGCCUUGAAAGAGUUGUCAAAGCCCGGCUCUUCUUCCUCUUCCUAUUCUUCUCAUCCUUUACGAGUAUUUGAAGGCAAUGAUGAACAAGAUCAAGUAACUGUUGCUCGUUAUCUUUCUAUACUGCGACCACCAGUGAUAAAGAAGUUAGCACGAAGAGACCGGCAGUCUGGUCCAGGCUCUGCUGCUUUUCAGGGGGAUAUUGUCCAAUAUGGUGGUGAUAGUAAUGGUAGUAUUAGAUCAUUGCACUCUUUGGAGUGCCAAAAGUGGGCAUACUCUCACUUUUUCCGAGAAGUGCCCUUGUACCCAACUUGGCUCCAACAAAGAGCAUCCCAACAGCAGAACCAUUUAUUGGCACUUGCAUCUUUACCACACCCUCAUAUUUUCCCAUUUAUUCAGUCCAUAUUCCAGCCAAAUUAUCAACGGCAUUGCCUAGCACAGGAGCAAGAACCUGUCUCCCUUGUUCCAGGAAUCAGUCAAUUUCUCCGUUUGGCAAGUCAUCCAAUGCCUAUACAAGUUAGUAAUGUCUCCCAGGUCUCCAUGCGACAGAUAGAGGAAAACCCUCCGGUGGAAAAGAAGCGGCUUCAUAGUGAUGGAGAUUCUGAUGAGUUCUCAACAAAUGCAUCUGGUCUGUCUCCAGUUAAAGUUCCUAAUUCUCUGGCUUCUCUAAAGGAUCAUUCUGAACAGAGGAUGCAAGAAAUGCUACAGGGAAAUGAAAAAGUAAAUUUCUGCAUGCGCCAGCAUUACUUGCUUUCACCCAGACUCACAGAUGAAAGAUUUAGACCCGGAGUUAUCAGCACUGCUGAGGUCAAAGAAAACCCACACAGCCUGAUCCACUUGAUGCCUAGUAACAGACCACAAAACAUUCCAGUGGAUGGUUUUGUACCAUGUACAACUGCAGUUCCUGUGACAGGUACAACAUCUGGUUUUAUAUCGACUUGUGGUCUCAGACCAAAGAGUUCAAGCCCUUUUAUGCAUAGUUUGACAACAAGAAAUACAAAUUCUGGUAAUUUUAUCGCACCACCUGUUCACAUCCGCACAGUUUUACCAGUCUAUUCAGCACCUCCAGCUAAGAAAACUCUGGUUAAGAGCCAAGAGGAACUAUUAACAUUUUCUGAAGGGGAGAAGAAGGGAACCAAAGAACCAAGAGGGGACAUUGCAGCUACAAGUUUGAAGUUCCAUAAGCUUCAAAUAUGAGCAGCCUGCCAGCAUGUGAUUUUUUUUUUUUUGAAAUUUAUCUAAGCGCUUUCCAUUAGUAAAUUGUGUGAAUUUUGUUUGUUGUUGAUUCAAUAUGAUACAUAUAGAGACAGAAAUAAACUGGCAAAGAAUCACAAAAUAGGAGAACCUAUUCUUUUUCA
This is a messenger RNA of Hevea brasiliensis (rubber tree), 2362 nucleotides long. Its product is annotated as double-stranded RNA-binding protein 2. Lineage: Eukaryota; Viridiplantae; Streptophyta; Magnoliopsida; Malpighiales; Euphorbiaceae. The coding region runs from base 555 to 2201 and encodes 548 amino acids. Gene Ontology annotation, molecular function: double-stranded RNA binding. The transcript has 3 exons. The record is from RefSeq and is a predicted model, not a curated record.